Messenger RNA from Gadus morhua (Atlantic cod), 1425 nucleotides. RefSeq names its product GATA zinc finger domain-containing protein 14-like. Lineage: Eukaryota; Metazoa; Chordata; Actinopteri; Gadiformes; Gadidae. The coding region runs from base 1 to 939 and encodes 312 amino acids. The record is from RefSeq and is a predicted model, not a curated record. The transcript is spliced from 3 exons.
AUGAAAAGACAAGUUGACACCCACUGCGUUAUUUCGUAUAAAUACCAUCUUCUACCAUCUGGGCGGUCAAACUGUGGUUUUAGUAGCAGCUGCCAAUUUCUACCUUCCCCUCAUUCCCAAAAUGAUGAGGACUUUGGCUCUAAUUCUGGGAAUGGUUGCGUUGAUGGAAUCAAGCGAGGAAAUAGACACAAACACCACUGUGGCCCUUACAACAACAGGAGCUCCUACUACCAUAGCAACGGGAGCUCCUACUACCAUGACAACUGGAACUCCAACUACCAUGACAACGGGAGCUCCAACUACCAUGACAACAGGAGCUCCAACUACCAUGAAAACGGGAGCUCCAACUACCAUGACAACGGGAGCUCCAACUACCAUGACAACAACAGCUCCAACUACCUUGACAACGGCUGCUCCAACUACCAUGACAAUAAGUGCUUCAGCUACCAUCACAACGGGAGCUUCAACUACCCUGACAACGGGAACUCCAACUACCAUGACAACGGGAGCUCCAACUACCAUGACAACAGCUCCAACUACCAUGACAACGGGAGCUCCAACUACUAUGAAAACAGGAGCUCAAACUACCAUGACAACGGGAGGUCCAACUACCAUGAAAACGGGAGCUCCAACUACCAUGACAACGGGAGCUCCAACUACCAUGAAAACGGGAGCUCAAACUACCAUGACACCGGGAGCUCCAACUACUAUGAAAACGGGAGCUCCAACUACCAUGACAACAGGAGCUCCAACUACUAUGAAAACGGGAGCUCAAACUACCGUACUGCUGAACUCUGGUGGUCAAACGGUCCGAGUGUUUCUUCUGAGCUCUGUGCUGCCACUGGUGCUGACCAAAUUCUGCCUUUAAGAGAAAUAGCGCCCCCCUGUGGCCAAAUGGAAAGUGACGCAUGUGUUAUAUUGAAUGUUCUGAGAGACUGAUUAUGGCGUUCCCAGUUGAAAAUAAACAUUUGUGUCAAGGAGUUACUUAGCACACUUUAGCACAUCAAUCUGGGCCAUUGAGUCUGUCACUAUUAAUGUCACCUCACAAGUUGAACACAUAAAGGGAACACUACAAGUUUGAGCUAACCAAUAAGUUAAAAUUAUGGAAUAUGUAAACAUAUGCAGACCUUAAUCGCAAUACACGUAGCAUAACAUAUAUAGAUUGUAACAGUAGCGAUGCUUCCCCUAUGUAUGAUUUCUUAGCUCAGCUUGCCUCUCACAUUUUCAAGGAAUGCAGACUUAUGCAGGUUAUGAUACCAAAUCAAGCCCACACUUGAUACUGACGUCGGGGGAAUAUAAUUAAUUCUAUGUUCUUAAAUGUUUUCUGUAUUUAAUUCUAGUUCUGUUUUCAUUGCUAUCCAAUAGCUUUGUUUGAUUGUAUGCUUCUUUGUCAAAAUAAAGUAUUGAAAAACAGUAAUAGUCUUA